Molecule: messenger RNA, 2352 nt
Organism: Physcomitrium patens
Lineage: Eukaryota; Viridiplantae; Streptophyta; Bryopsida; Funariales; Funariaceae
Product: pheophorbide a oxygenase, chloroplastic
Cellular component (GO): chloroplast thylakoid; cytoplasm
Molecular function (GO): 2 iron, 2 sulfur cluster binding; chlorophyllide a oxygenase activity; pheophorbide a oxygenase activity
Source: RefSeq, a predicted model, not a curated record
UGGUUGCGUGUCGCGGGUCCGGGUUUCGGAGUCAUGAGCUUGUGCGCUUGUUGCACGAACACUUUCCACGGUAGCAAUGGUUGGAGGAGUUGAAUCUCCUAGUCACGUUUGUUCUAGUAGCAUCCAGCUGACCGAUCUGUCGACUUUGCAACGCAAGGCAUUGCGUGAGCACGAAGAAAUUCCUGGUCGGUUGGGUGAUCGGGAAGUUAGACUGUACAAAUCUGGGACCGAUGCACUUCAUCGACCUCAAAUACGGUCAAUCGAUUACAGGAAAUUGCUGUGAAAGCCUGCACCCUGCAGGAUCAUCGAAAAGUUUCAUACUGAACGAUAUUGCUACAUACAGGAUUAUAGAAGGAAAACCGUCUAGAGGGCUGUUUUUUUUGUUGUUUUGUUUUUUAAUUGGAAAUCUUGAGCUGGUUUUGGUAGUGGAAGGGUCUUGUUUUGAGGAGAUCGGUUUGAGGAUUGCUCUGUAAGCAUGGCAGCAGCGACCGUCGCGUUGUACGCAAGUCCGGUGGCGAGUCUCCGAGGGUCUGAAUUCUCGACUGCAAACGCCCAAAUUGAUCAAGAGCGGAGAGCUUGCUCUUUGCCUCUCGCAAGGAAUAUUGCUUCCUCCAGCUCUGCUCUGUUUUCUCCAUCGAAGAAUCUCAGCCUGCGAUUGUCCAGGAACCAUGUGUCUAAGGCUGUGAAGGUUAAGGGGGUACGAAAACCCAGUCCCGUUGUGAUGACCAUGGCUCCACCGCGGCCCCCAGCGGAUCCCGACAUGUCGAAGAGCGAGGGGGAGCCCAGCCUGGGCAUUGAAGAAGCGUUGCAAACUGACGGCGGGGAGGAACAGCAGCCGGAGCAAGGGCAGAGCGACGACGCGUUUGUGUGGCGCGAUCAUUGGUAUCCCGUAUCCUUGAUUGAAGAUUUGGAUCCUUCUGUGCCCACCCCGUUCCAACUCCUCGGUAGGGAGCUCGUGGUGUGGAAGGAUCCACAAGGAGAGUGGCGCGUUUUUCUGGAUAAAUGUCCCCACCGCCUCGCACCCCUCUCGGAGGGGAGGUUGGACGAAUCCGGAAUGUUGCAGUGCUCUUACCAUGGAUGGGCGUUCAAGGGAGACGGCAGCUGCAGUGCCAUUCCGCAGGCAGCGGCCUCGGGGCCCGAAUCAAAGGCCAAAUUCUCCCCUCGUGCGUGUGCAGUUUCAUAUCCUACCCAAGUCUCUCAGGGCUUGCUCUUUGUGUGGCCGGAUGAGAAGGGAUGGGAGAAAGCCGCGCAAGCCUCACCGCCAAUGUUGCCGCCCGAGUUCAGCGAUCCGAAGUACUCAACAGUGACAAUCCAGCGAGAUUUGUACUAUGGAUACGACACCUUGAUGGAGAAUGUCUCGGAUCCCUCUCAUAUCGACUUCGCCCACCACAAGGUGACUGGGAGGAGGGACAGAGCGAAGCCAUUACCUUUUAAGGUGCAUAAGAGUGGGCCAUGGGGGUUCGCCGGAGCCAACAACGACACCCCCACAAUCAGCACUGGGUUCUACCCGCCUUGCUACUACUACAAUAAAAUUGAGUUGCCUGUCAAGCUUCCCAUCCUCGGGGAUCAGAAGUGGGAGAUUCUGAUAUGCUCCUUCAACAUUCCUAUGGCCCCCGGGAAGACCCGCUCCAUCGUAUGCAGCGCUCGCAACUUCUUCCAAUUUCUGACGCCUGGAGACAAAUGGUGGCAGCUCGUGCCGAGAUGGUACGAGCAUUGGACCUCGAACAAGGUAUACGAUGGCGACAUGAUCGUGCUGCAAGGCCAAGAGAAAAUAUUUCUGGCGCACGACGGUGAUAUCAAUGCCCAGUAUGGGAAGCUGACGUUCACACCCACGCAGGCCGAUCGUUUCGUGCUGGCGUUCCGGAACUGGCUAAGGAGGCACGGCAAGGGCGGACCCGAGUGGUUUCCUGAAGCUCGCACCGAUCGGCCUCUUCCCUCCACGGUCUUGUCGAAGCGGCAGAUGCUGGAUCGCUACGAGCAGCACACGUUGAAUUGCUCCUCGUGUCGGAAUGCGCAAAAAUAUUUUCAGCUGUGGCAGAAAAUUUUCUGGGGUAGCACGAUCGUGCUGGCUGCUGCGGCUGGAGUGCCAGCUGAUAUGGUGAUCCGUGCACUCUUAGCUUCAGGAUCUGUGCUAAGUGCAGCAGCAGCAUACACACUCAAGGAAGGUGAGAAGAACUUCAUAUUCAAAGAAUAUAUCCACUCAGAGAUUGAAUAGACAAUGUAGAGCCGAGAUUGGAUUCCAUAAGAUUGCUUUCCGGAUGUAAUUUGCUGUAAAUUUCAAACAGAAACAACUCUUAAGAGUUUUCUCAUGUUAUAACCCAUGAGCAAUUGAUGUCCUCUUUUUUUUUUUUC